GUCGAAGGUUCUUCUUUGACCUGCAGUUUAAAGCACAAAACCCAAGAGCCAGGGUUUAUCAAAAAACCCAAGAGCCAGGGGUUUAUCGAUCAGCAAAAUAUCUUGUUCAAAAUCUGUUAUUCUAUCUGUUGAUUUACCACCCUCCCAAAUGGAAGCUGAACAUAAUCUUCCAUUUGAUGUUGGUCAGCUGGCGGAAUCAAAAUCUUUUAAAGAUGGUUUUCGCGGAGCAUGGUUUCGAUGCAAGAUUAAAGAUUACAGGAGAGGCAUAUCAGACCCUACUGUUGCGUUGGAGUAUUAUGACUUCCCAGAUGAAAAAAUAACACGGAUGAGCUUGUAUCGUCUGAAUCCGGCUGAAAAACAUACAGGGGUAAAGAAGAAACAUCUGAUGCUGCGCCCCAGCUAUCCUCAGAUCUACCAUCAAAGUCAAAUGCCUGAUGUAUCUGCCAUCACAGAAGUGGUCGGGAUAGUCGAUCGUCCUUGGGAAGUGGGGGAUAUGGUUGAUUGGUUCAAAGAUGGUUGCUAUUGGUCAGCUUGUAUCACGAACAUACAAAAUGAUGAAAUUGUACAGGUUAUGUUUCCGAGAUCUCCCUGGGGUGAAGGAGGAUCUUGUGAAGCCCCUUGCAAAGACUUACGCCCAUCCCUGGAUUGGAUGCCAGAGCUGGGCUGGACUGUGCCCAUCUCCAAGGUGGGUAUGAAUUCUGAAUCCUGUGUUCGCUUGAUACAUCCCAAGAGUCCAGAUAGGGAGUCUUCAGGUGAUUUGCUGAAUAAACAAAAGACUGGCACGGAAAACAUGAAGAACAGUGGUGUAGAUACAACCACUGUAUUACCUAGAAUCUCAAGUACCCAUGGUGAUCCGUUUAAAUUAAAAAUCACGCUACCUCAAAAACAAAUCACGCUACCUCAAAAACUAAAGAAGUUUGAAAAGAUGCAUGCAUGUCAGCAAAUGGAAUCGAAAAUGGGAAGUGAUCCUGGGUUACUCAUCAACGAGAAGGAUACACUGAGAAAUGAUAUUUGUUCUCUUAAGAAAGAAAAGAAGACACUGGCAGCUGAUAUUGAGUCACUUAAAAAUGACAAAGCUAAGUUGGGAACUGAUCUUCAGUUAAUCAACAAGGUGAAGGAUACUCUGGCAAGACUCAACAAGGAGAAGGAUAAACUGGGAGGCGAUAUUGAAAUACUUAACAAUGAAAAGUCUGCUAUGCAAAGUGAUAUUUGUUUGCUGUGUGAAACGAAGACUAUCCUGGAUAGUGGGAUUGUAUCACUUAACUGUAAGAAGACUAAAUUAGAAACUGACAGCGAGUUACUUGAUAAUGAGAAGGAUAAGCUGGGAAGUGAUAUUGAAUUACGUAAAAAAGCAAAGUCUGCAGUAGAGAGUGGUAUUUGUUCGCUAGAGGUAAAGAAGACUAUCCUGGAAAAUCAAGUUGAAUCGCUUAGCAAUGAGAAGACUCAAUUGGGAAGUGAUACCGAGUUACUAACCAAGGAGAAGAAAGAUUUGCAGACCGAUUUUGAAUUACUCAACAGGCAAAAGUCUUCAGUACAAGGCGAUAUUUGUUCGCUCAAUGAAACGAAGUCUAUUCUAGAAAGUGAAGUUGAAUCCCUUAGCAAUGAGAAGACUAAAUUAGGGAUUGAUACCGAGUUACUCAACACGGAGAAGACAAAAUUGCUAAGUGAUUCUGAAUUUCUCCACAAAGAAAAGUCUACAGUACAAGGUGCUAUUUGUUCGCUCAAUAAAAAGAAGACUAUUCUGGAAAGUGAUAUUGAAUCGCUUAGCAAUGAGAAAACUAACUUGGGAAAUGAGACUGAGUUGCUCAACAAGGAGAAAACAGAACUGCGAAGUGAUUUUGAGCUUCUGAAAAAUGAUUUUUGUUCGCUCAGCGAAAAGAAGACUAUUUUGGAAACUGAAAUUGAUUCACUUAGCAAUGAGAAGACUAACUUGGGAAAUGAGACUGAGUUGCUCAACAAGGAGAAGACAGAACUGCGAAGUGAUUUUGAGUUUCUUGAAAAUGAGAUUUUUUCGCUUAGUGAAAAGAAGGCUAUUCUGGAAACUGAAAUUGAUUCGCUUAGCAAUGAGAAGACUAAGUUGGGAAUUGCGACUGAGUUGCUCAACAAGGAGAAGACGGAACUGCGAAGUAAUUUUGAGUUUCUCAAAUAUGAGAUUCGUUCCCUCAGUGAAAAGAAGACUAUUCUGGAAACAGAAAUUGAUUCGCUUAGCAAUAAGAAGACUAACUUGGGAACUGAGACUGAGUUGCUCAACAAGGAGAAGGCAAAACUGCGAAGUGAUUUUGAGUUUCUCAACAAAGAAAAGUCUGCAGUACAACAUGAGAUUUGUUCGCUCAAUGAAAAGAAGACUAUUCUGGAAACUGAAAUUGAUUCGCUUAGCUAUGAGAAGACUAACCUGGGAAAUGAGACUGAGUUGCUCAACAAGGAGAAGUCAGAAUUGCAAAGUGAUUUUGAAUUUCUCGAAAAUCAGAUCUGUUCGCUCAGUGAAAAGAAGACUAUUCUGGACACUGAAAUUGAUUCGCUUAGUAAUGAGAAGACUAAGUUGGGAAUUGCAACUGAGUUGCUCAACAAGGAGAAGACGGAACUGCGAAGUAAUUUUGAGUUUCUGAAAAAUGAGAUUCGUUCGCUCAGUGAAAAGAAGACUAUUCUGGAAACUGGAAUUGAUUCGCUUAGCAACGAAAAGACUAAGUUGGGAAGUGAAACUGAGUUGCUCAACAAGGAGAAGACGAAACUGCAAAGUGAUUUUGGGUUUCUCAAAAAUGAUUUUCGUUCACUCAGUGAAAAGAAGACUAUUCUGGGAACUGAAAUUAAUUUGCUUAGCGAUGAGAAGACUAAGUUGGGAAUUGUCACUGAGUUGCUCAACAAGGAGAAGACGGAACUACGAAGUGAUUUUGAGUUUCUCAAAAGUGAUUUUCGUUCGCUUAGUGAAAAGUGGACUAUUCUGGAAGCUGAAAUUGAUUCGCUUAACAACGAGAAGACUAAGUUGGGAAGUGAAACUGAGUUGCUCAACAAGGAGAAGACGGAACUGCGAAGUGAUUUUGAGUUUCUCAACAAAGAAAAGUCCACAGUGCAACAUGAGAUUUGUUCGCUCAAUGAAAAGAAGACUACUCUGGAAAGUGAAGUGAAAUCACUUAACAAUGAGAAGGCUCAAUUGGGAAGUGAUACCGAGUUACUAAACAAGGAGAAAACAAAUUUGCAAACCGAUUUUGAAUUACUGAACAGAGAAAAGUCUUCAGUACAAGGUGCUAUUUGUUCGCUCAAUGAAAAGAAGUUGAUUCUGGAAAGUGAAGUUCAAUCGCUUAGCAAUGAGAAGACUAAUUUGGGAAAUGAAACUGAGUUGCUCAACAAGGAGAAGACGAAAUUGCGAAGUGAUUUUGAAUUUCUCCACCAAGAGAAGUCUACAGUGCAAGGUGCUAUUUGUUCGCUCAAUGAAAAGAAGACUAUUCUGGAAAGUGAAAUUGAAUCGCUUAGCAAUGAGAAGACUAACUUGGGAAAUGAAACUGAGUUGCUCAACAAGGAGAAGUCGGAACUGCGAAGUGAUUUUCAGUUUCUCAACAAAGAAAAGUCUACAGUACAAGGUGAGAUUUGUACGCUCAAUGAAAAGAAGACUCUUCUGGAAAGUGAAAUUGAUUCGCUUAGCAAUGUGAAGACUAAAUUAAGGGGUGAUAGUGAGUUACUCCGCAAGGCGAAGACGAAAUUGCAAAGUGAUUUUGAAUGUCUCCACAAAGAAAAGUCUGUAGUAGAAGAUGAGAUUUGUUCGCUCAAUGAAAAGAAGACUAGUCUGGAACGUGAAGUUGAAUCGCUUAGCAAAGAGAAGAUUACCUUGGGAAAUGAGACUGAGUUGCUCAACAAGGGAAAGAUGGAAUUGCAAAGUGAUUUUGAAUUUCUCCACAAAGAAAAGUCUACAGCACAAGGUGAUAUUUGUUCGCUCCAUAAAAAGAAGACUGUUCUGGAAAGUGAAAUUAUAUCGCUUAGCAAUGAGAAAACUAAAUUACGGAGUGAUACUGAGUUACUGAACAAGGAGAAGAAUACCGUGGAAAGUGAUGUUGGAGUACUAAAUGAAAAGAAAAGAAAACUUGGAAAUGAUAUCGAGUUACUUGGCAGGGAGAAAUCUGAAACGGAAGCUGGUCUUGAAUCUCUCAAAGAUGCAAAGAAUAAACUGUAUAGUGAUAUUGAAUCUUUGAACAGAGAGAAGGUUAAACUACAAACUGAUUUUGAACUCAUUAACAAUGAGAAGGAGAAGUUGCAAAAUGAUAUUAAAGUUCUUAAUGAGGGGAAGGACAAGAUGCAAUCUGAUAUUGAAUUUCUCAAUGAAGAGAAGGCUGAAGUUAUUCGUUCCGCAAUAUGUGAAGUUAAUGAAUCUAUUACUGGACGAGAGAAGGCAUUAGCUAAGAGCGAAAAAGUGGUUGCCAGGGAAUGCAUUUACAUUGAAGAGCUUCGGGAAGCUCAGCAAGAACUUAUCAAGCAAAUGGGGUCAGAAAAGGUAACUAGAAAUACGGUGAUUGGAGUAAAAAAGAGAAAAAGAGGAGAUCCAGAGCUGUGGAAUUUCAGAGAGAAGAAGAGAGCUACGCUGAAAGAAGUUAUUAGUUUUAAAUUGAACCGUACAGAGAGUUAGAUACCAAUGAGCCUUAUGGAAGUAUUCCUUUUAUCUAGCUAAGGAUUUUCAGCUGGACUGUAAGUUAAAUGUGGUAAUGUCCUAUUCUUUUGAGGAUUUUUGGGUACACAAAGGGGAGGAUGCUAACAUAAUAUAAAAUUGUAAAUGUGUGAAUGAAUAAGGUGAUGGCUGAUGAGAUAGUGGUACAUAUGGAAGGAUAGCAUAGAGAUGUUAACGGUCUGCUCAUGAUGUGAAGCUGAAUUUCAAAUUUGUAAAUAUCUUGAAUUUGAAAUGUAGAACUGCUUCCGAAUUAGCCUUUAUCAGAUAAUGCUUCAUCUUGUCCUA
Papaver somniferum (opium poppy) is the source of this 4936-nucleotide messenger RNA. Its product is annotated as putative leucine-rich repeat-containing protein DDB_G0290503. The transcript is spliced from 9 exons. NCBI's taxonomy places the organism in Eukaryota, Viridiplantae, Streptophyta, Magnoliopsida, Ranunculales, Papaveraceae. Bases 149 to 4612 code for a protein of 1487 amino acids. The record is from RefSeq and is a predicted model, not a curated record.